Molecule: messenger RNA, 4404 nt
Organism: Scophthalmus maximus (turbot)
Lineage: Eukaryota; Metazoa; Chordata; Actinopteri; Pleuronectiformes; Scophthalmidae
Gene: ubp1
Product: upstream binding protein 1
Exons: 16
Coding region: 792-2408 (538 amino acids)
Biological process (GO): regulation of transcription by RNA polymerase II
Cellular component (GO): nucleus
Molecular function (GO): DNA-binding transcription activator activity, RNA polymerase II-specific; RNA polymerase II cis-regulatory region sequence-specific DNA binding
Source: RefSeq, a predicted model, not a curated record
ACGCCGAGGAAGCCAUGUUGAUGCCUGGUUUUAUGUCAACCGCUGCACUUUGGAUGGUUAAAGGACUGCGCCUCAAGGACUGGGAGCCUUUGCGGUGAUUCCCGCACCGCGAUGAGAAGAGGAGAGCGGGCCGGGAUGGUACAGGGCGCGCCAGCAGAGAGCUGCGCAUAGGUCACCGGUCAGGCACACAGUUGAUUCAGCGCCAGUGAAGUUGAUGCUAGAUAGCUUGUUAGCUAGGUAGCAACAGCUGUGCGGACGCUGCGUGGGAUGCGGCGUGUGGACUGAAACAGUUGCACCGUCUCGGCUCCUUACGUUUUGUUGAGCUCCCGUUAGCCAGCCCGCUUGAAGACUGCGCCUCGGGCAGCGGCGGCGAUGCUGACUUAAUGCUAGGCUGCUUAAGUUGGCGUUGUGAAACUAGCUAGCCUGUAGCUAAUGUUAGCAUGCUGAUAAUCAACUCGCAUCUCCAGUCACGACUAACAUUUCGUAGCUGAGCGCGUCCUAACUCAUCGUUGCGUGCAGACGGCCCGUCAGUCGCGGAGCAGCGUGUUGCGUGACGAAGCCCCCUCCCAAAACCCCCGUGUUGAGAUAUGGCGAUGCACCCAGUCUCCAUGGAAAGCUACCAGUUUGCCUGCCUAGCUUGCCAGGGAGCGGCUAACGGGCUAGCAGCGUAACUUUCCCCUCACGGCGUCACCCAGAAGCUGCAGAGCCCGCUUCCUCGCUAGCCCACGUCUCGUGCCCGCAGCAAGCUGGCGGCCCUCCGAGUGGAAGCCGAGGACAAGGAGCUGGGGCCGAUGGCCUGGGUGCUGAAGAUGGACGACGCCACCAUCGAGUCGGGGCUGGUGCACGACUUCGAUGCCAGCCUGUCCGGCAUCGGGCAGGAGCUGGGGGCUGGAGCCUACAGCAUGAGUGAUGUGCUGGCUUUACCAAUCUUUAAACAGGAGGACUCCAGCCUUCCUACCGAAAUUGAGACCAAAAAUCCCCCAUUCCAGUAUGUGCUGUGCACCGCCACCUCGCCUGCCGUCAAGCUGCACGACGAGACGCUCACAUACCUAAACCAAGGCCAGUCUUACGAGGUGCGUCUGUUGGACAACAGGAAGGCAGAAGAGUUACCAGAGCUCCACAACCAGAUGGUGAAGAGCACAGUGCGAGUGGUGUUUCAUGACCGUCGGCUGCAGUACACAGAGCACCAGCAGCUGGAGGGCUGGAAGUGGAAUCGUCCUGGCGACCGUCUCCUUGACAUUGAUAUCCCCAUGUCAGUGGGCAUUGUGGAGCCGAAGACUCACCCCUCCCAGCUCAACGCUGCAGAGUUCCUGUGGGACCUGAACAAAAGGACUUCUGUUUUUGUCCAGGUGCACUGCAUCAGCACAGAGUUUACUCCCAGGAAACAUGGUGGAGAGAAGGGCGUCCCCUUCAGGAUCCAGAUCGACACGUUCGCCCAGGGAGACAACGGGGAGUAUGCGGAGCACCUCCACUCUGCCUCCUGCCAAAUCAAAGUCUUUAAGCCAAAGGGGGCGGACCGUAAGCAAAAGACCGACAGGGAGAAGAUGGAGAAACGCACACCUCAAGAGAAAGAAAAGUACCAGCCCUCUUACGAUACCACUAUCCUAUCAGAGACGAGGCUCGAACCCAUCAUAGAGGAGGUGGGUGACCACGAGCUGAAAAAGUCCAGCAAGCGGACACUUCCCGCUGACUGUGGCGACUCCUUGGCCAAGAGAGGCAGUUGUUCCCCAUGGCCAGACAAUGCCUACGUCAGCACCAACCAGGCAGCUACUCCCUCCUUCACCUCCACCCCGCUGUCCACCUACACCACCUCCUCAGUACCAGACAGUGAAUCGUCCUCUCCCAAUCACCAGGCAGAGCCCGUCAGCCUUGGCAACUUGGAGCAGCUGAGCACCACCGCAUCCAUACAGGACGCCCAGAAGUGGCUGCUGAAAAAUCGCUUCAACUCCUACGCACGACUCUUCUCUCACUUCUCAGGUUCUGAUUUGUUGAAGCUAACCCGGGACGACCUGGUCCAGAUUUGUGGGCCAGCAGAUGGGAUCCGACUCUUCAAUGCACUUAAAUCCAGGUCAGUGUGCCCCAGGCUGACAGUGUACGUCUGUCAGGAGAGCUCCUUGCUGGAGAGACACGACACCGAUGAAAAUGGAGAGCACAGCAUCUCCUCUAGCUUACGAGUGUACCACGCUCUGUACCUUGAGGAGCUGACAGCUGCAGAACUGAUCCGCAAGAUGGCGUGUGUGUGCAGCCUUCCACUGGGAAAAAUCAACCAGGUGUACAGGCAGGGUCCUACAGGCAUACUCAUCCUGCUCAGUGACCAGAUGGUUUACAACUUUCCUGACGAGAGCAGUUUUUUGAUCAGCACUGUCAAAGAUGAACUAGGUGAAGGACUCCAUCUAAUCCUGAAGUAGUGAUGAGGACAGACGGCAUCGCUAAUACUUCACCCUCUGUUUUGGAGCAGAAGCCCUCCCUCUGUCCCCGCCUCUACUCUUUCAUUCUACUUCCUCCCUCUCUCUGAACGAUUGCUCGAUGGAAAGACUGCGUUAAAGCCAUGUAAAUGUUAGAAUCUGACAUGGGUGUGUCCACUGUUUCAUAUUGAAAACACUAUUAACAGAGGAGAGUUAAAAGAGGAGAGACUGGGGGGGGUGUUUGGGGUUUUGGGAAAGAUUAUGAUUUUAUUUCUUUGUCUUUUUAUAUGUUUUUGUGAGUGUGUGUGCGGAGAAGUGAAGGGGGGAGGCUCCAGGGGAGAGUGAUAAUCUGGCUAGCAGGAGAAAGAAAACAGAGUUUCCUUAUUGCUCGCUGCCCUUCCUACACAACGCACACAACCAGCACUAGGCCAGUAUUUGAUAACCUGUACUGCUGAACAGCAUGCGAUCUCAACAUACUAACUUGCUUAAAGGAGAAUCCCAGCUUACUCUGCUUGUUUAACAUUCUCUUUGGGUUGUCUUAGUGACCAUUUAUUGAUCACCUGAGCUUGGUAACCCCUGAAAUAUCAAGGCUGAAUUUAUAGAAAACUUUUUAUGGAUGUUAACAAAAGCAUUCAAUCUUUUUUUUUGCUUUGUCAAUGGACUAAUUUCAAUGCCACUGUCAUCCUGUGUGAUUUUACACUUCUCCCUCUGUCUGUUGACAUGACAUCACACUUAACUCCACACUCUCUUAAAUUACGUCCUAUUGAGUCUGAGCUUUUACUGUUUUUAGUUGAUGCUUAAUUUAUGGAUGAGCUGUUUCUGUUGCUCUCCUUGACUUGACUUGUUUCUGGUGCCAUAUCAAAUUUUUAAGCUCAAUCUUUUACUCGGAUUCACACACACACAUACACAGAUGACAUACACCUCUUGCUUUCUGUGCUCACUUUGAAACACUGGUGUAGAGGAGUCGGGUUCAUACCUUUUGGGGAUUUUGGCCAUAAAUGAGCAGAAGAAUAAGAAUAAACCUCGGUAUAAGACGAAAAACCUACUAUAAUGUGGACCAAUCGCGUUUCAGAUUUGAUAGGCAUAUUUUUGAUUCAGCUCUGUCCAUCUUGGUCAUUAGAAGUAUAAAAAAAUAUUGGCCAGGAACCCUCAUCAAGUGGAGCUGAUGAGGGUUUAUGUAGCUAAACACAGGACGUACAGGUUGUGUUUGAGUGCCCUUACUUUGAAAGUGAAAGGAAACCUCACACAGGUCAGGGAGUAGCAGGGAAGCGCCGUUGGUUUUGUUGACCCUCUUACUUUUGUUUGCACGAUUUCUGGCAAUUUUUGAAGUGCACACAGUUUGCACGCCUCAAAGCAUCAGAAUAAAUGUGUGUGUGCGUGCAUAUCAUAUUUUGUUCUUACAAAGAAAACUUAAUUAUGUCAGUAGUUGUCACAAUCCUUUUUUCCUGUUGGAAUAAUGAAACUGUCUAGCUUCCUAUUUAGUAAAGAGCAUGUGAGAAACGGGGAAGGGAGGGAGGGAUAGGUUGGUCCAUGGUGAGUGUAACUUCUCCUUUUUUCCAGAUGUUAGAGACCAAGUCUGCACUGAAAAAUCACAAAACUAAAAGCUUGAUGUGUAGUCAGUAGUCCUGCAGCCACACCCUCUCCUUAUCCACCUUAAUGAGAAGGAGGGGAAAAAAGUGUCAAGAUUUAAAACAUCUGUUUUUGUCUCGCACCAGAGCCCAAGGACGCGAAUACCACAGCACAGUGAACUCUUCAUUGACUCGAAAUAUUUGUGAGAACAGAGUGGAUGUGAUACCAAGUCAGGCAAAACCCUGGCGAGCUGUUUCCAUCCCCCGACAGCCCGACCAAUCCUCUGUCUGUGUGAGCAAGUUUGUGAGCAACAGAGGUGACCACUGUUUAUGUACAGCCCAAUGUCAGUGAUGAUGCUUCUCAUGUGCACAGUGUCGUAUGCUGGACGUGUUCACGACCACGUACUGGGAAUAAAUGAUUUCAUAACUUU